Messenger RNA from Brassica napus (rape), 763 nucleotides. Its product is annotated as mitochondrial import inner membrane translocase subunit TIM14-2. Gene Ontology annotation, cellular component: PAM complex, Tim23 associated import motor. The transcript has 3 exons. Gene Ontology annotation, molecular function: ATPase activator activity. The coding region runs from base 159 to 497 and encodes 112 amino acids. NCBI's taxonomy places the organism in Eukaryota, Viridiplantae, Streptophyta, Magnoliopsida, Brassicales, Brassicaceae. Gene Ontology annotation, biological process: protein import into mitochondrial matrix. The record is from RefSeq and is a predicted model, not a curated record.
GGUUUCGACAUACGGUUUAUAACCAACCGCAAAGUCCAGGUAACACAAAGAAGUAAGUAGCCGAAACCCUAAAUCCUCACUCAAAUCGAUCGAGAUCAUCCAACGUUGAAGAGCUGUGUCACUAUCUCACAGAUCAAUUCUCAAAACUCUCCCCUACAAUGGUUGCACCGAUACUUGCAGGUGUUGCUGUCGCGGCUGCUGCUUACGCUGGUAAAUACGGAAUCGAGGCGUGGCAAGCGUUCAAGGCAAGACCACCUAGGCCUAAACUCCGCAAGUUCUACGAAGGUGGUUUCCAAGCUGCUAUGACUCGGAGAGAAGCUGCUCUCAUUCUCGGCGUUAGGGAGAGUGUAGCGGCAGAGAAGGUGAAGGAAGCGCACCGGAGGGUGAUGGUGGCUAAUCAUCCAGACGCAGGAGGAAGCCAUUACCUUGCGUCUAAGAUCAACGAAGCCAAAGACAUGAUGCUUGGCAAAUCCGAGAGCUCUGGUUCUCCCUUUUGAAACCUUUUUGGUCAGAUUGGUUGAUCCCAUCGACAAAAGCAAAUGUGGUUUUCUGAGUUAUCGGUCUGGAUCAAGAACAAGGUGAUCAGACAUUGAUUUAUGUUUCUUAGCUAGAUUAGAUUGUAGGAAUCAAAUUAUAAGUCAUUCUAGUUCGAUUAUCUAAUUAUGUUUUUUUUCUGGACAAAUUUUAUCCUUUCAGAUUGAAUAAUUGUUAGCAAAUUAGAGUGUUAUUCAAUCAUAAAAUUCAAUAGAAUUUGAUCUGAACA